Molecule: messenger RNA, 270 nt
Organism: Rotaria sp. Silwood1
Lineage: Eukaryota; Metazoa; Rotifera; Eurotatoria; Philodinida; Philodinidae
Source: the annotation of a GenBank genome assembly
AUGAAAUUUGUUCAUCGAAAUCAAAUUUAUCGAGAAAGAUUUCUUAUUGUAGCUGGAAAAUUUUUAGGUCCAGUACGAAGUGAAUUAAAAAAAAUAGCUCCUCAAUUUAAUGAAUUUUGUCAUUAUCGAUCAGUUGAUAUUGUUUCAAUUCUAUGUGAAAAAUGGUUUCCAAACAUUUAUAAACAACGACCUUUUAAAAACGAUGAUGGUAACGAUUUAAAUAAUUCUAUUGAACUUGUUCGUUUUUAUCGUUGGACUAUAUUUAAAUAG